UUUGAUCCCACUCUCCUUCAACCUCGUGCCGAAAUGACCUAGGGCUAGAUGCUGAACUUCAUAUUUCCCCUGAUGCCUGUGCCGGUUUAUGUGAGUGUAUGUUUAGUCGUGCACAUAGAUGCACUGUAUGAAUACGUGUGAAUGGCAAAACUGUACAGUAAAGUGGUUUGAGUGGCCAAAGGCUUGUGUGAACAGGUGGGGUUUAUUUGGCAAAUAGAUUAAUAGGGAGUACAAACUAAAUAAACUUCAUUCUACUUGGUCAUUUUACUCAGAUAGAACCUGUGGUUGUUGUUAGUUUCCCUCAGGUUGUCUGGUUUCAGUUUUUUGUUGUUGGUCAAGAUUUAGGCAACAAAACUAAUUGUUUCAGUUUGAUAAAAGAUCUCAGUUCAUGUCAAAAUAGUCGUGCACGAGAAGCAAACUUCCCCCAGGUACCAAACCUGCCUGAACAAAAAGACAAUUCAAACAUCAGCCCAGGAGUUCAAUGGCCUGUGUGGCCUUCCCCUCUGCAUCUCUAUCGCCUUCCUCCCUAGGACCUCUGGGAAAUGUAGUCCUCCAUGCUAUGCUGGCCAUCUUAUGUUUCUAACCUUUUGAGUUGCCAUAUGUUGUAAUCCUGCACAGUCACAGAAAUACGUCUGUCAUGGUCCGAUCACACGGUGCUUCACUUAUCAUGCGAGUGUUAUUGAGAUGCAGAGACGAUAGCUUCUGGUGAAACUACAUAUCCCAGGUUGCUGCUGGCCUCCUGCGCUUGCUCAGUGCACACGAGCGAGGAGAAGACGGUGGAAAAUGACCGCGGGGAGGCUCUCAUCUGGGGCUGGGAUCAGACUACAUCACAAUGAAACACGUCUUCAUUUAAUGAAAGCAACAGCCUUGUCUGCCGUGAGCGUCCACCGAGCUGCCCCGGAGGAGACCUGCUGACCCCCGGAGGCUUCUAUUCAUCGGGUGUGCGUCGGGAAACCAGGGACACAGCGAUCACCGUUAGUUGUUCUCACCCGCAGCCAGAAUGCCGCGGGACAACAAAACUCCUCUGAUCCAGAAGAUAGCGAAGCAGGCCUACAUCACCUACAAGGGCCUCAAGUCCUCGGCCAACGUGGCGGACGCACAGAGUGAACUCAUCUCCUUAGUGACCGCGGUCCGGGCGGCAGACCUGAAAAUCGCUCCCCGGAAAAGCAAGCCGAGCUCAGGGGCGGCGGAGCUCCAGGGCCCCCCGGUCACCUACAUGCACAUCUGCGAGACGGAGGUCUUCAGCAUGGGGGUGUUCCUGCUGAGGUCCGGCGCCUCCAUACCGCUGCACGACCACCCGGACAUGAACGGGAUGCUCAAGGUUCUCUAUGGGAAAGUGAGUGUCCGCUGCUUCGAUAAACUGGAGGAUAACUUGACUGUCAACUCCGUCCCCCCUCAUUUUGAUCCUCCACUGGCCCCGCUUCAGACAGCCUCCCUUUGGCGCUCCAUCCUGCGAUCAGUCGCUGAGUACUCAGAGAACAGCGGGCCGUGCUUCCUCACCCCUCUGAGGGAUAACCUCCACCAGAUCGAUGCAGUGGAAGGGCCAGCUGCUUUCCUGGAUAUCCUGGCGCCGCCGUACAAUCCAGAUGAUGGGCGGGACUGUCACUAUUUCAAAAUCCUGCAAACUGUGGCAGACAGGGAAGCGGAUGGGAAGAGCAACGAGGAGCAGCAGGGAGAGGAGCAGGAGAAAGAAGAGGAGACAUGGCUACUUGAAGUCCCUCAGCCAGAGGACUUCUGGUGUGGUGGGGAGCCGUAUCCAGGCCCUGCAGUUUCUAUCUGAAUGAUUACAGUAGCCUUUUACAGUAAGAAUGUUGUGAUAUUCGUCCAUUCCACAACUCUGAACUGUGUUUAACCCCCUUCCACACAAAGGUCAAACAUAAGGGUCACUAUUACCUGGAACUCAAAGAUCAUGAGUGCCUUGCUCAAGGAUGCUACAGCAGGGCAGAAGCUUACAGACGCAGGGGCUGUGAACUUUGACACCCCACCUAGAAGAGGGACAACUGGACCUUCCUCUAAACUCAGUACUGCUGCAAGCUUUGACAGCAGACAUCCCCUUUCAAAUGAACUAAUGUCAUCACCCUGACGUUCUGUCAGUGGUGGGGUGUCACCAGAGUCUCUGAUUUGUGUCCUCACACAAGAUGUCUGACUGUACUACCGAGGACUACCACACUGUGUCUUAAUGCCAAAGCCUGUAACUCCAGUCACCUGCCUUAUUUGUGAAUAUUGAAUGUAUGCUUCUUUAUCAGUGCCAUUUUUAUUGUACACACUAAUUUCUUCUUCCAAAGUGCACACAUCAUAUAUAUAUAUAUAUAUAUAUAUACUUCAGCUCUAUUUUAUAUGUGUUUAACUUAUUCCAGAUGACAUGGUUCCUACACAGGUCUGGACAGUUAAGGGAAAAAGCUGAUGUUCAGCUCAUUCUACAUAUCUGGUCAUGUGUUGACAUUUCAGCUCAUGUAAUUGAAUCCAGUGAUAUGACGUGUGUGAUGUAUCGCAUUAAAGGACAGAGUGAAAUCUUUCAAUCCAGUCUAAAAGUAACGUUUUACAUUUAACAGAAAGAAGCUGUGUUAGGGAACAUGAACAUUUUCAUGGUGUAAAGCAACACUCUUCUUCACUACCUUUUACUUGUAGAUUCAUUAACACUACAUCUUUCCUGUCUGUAUGUUACAUAACUGUAGUCAAUAUGACACUCUCCUGGCCUCGGAUAGACUCAGGUCUAAGUGCCAGUCUACCGAGGAUUCUCAUACUCUGGUGAAUGUAUGUGCAACAAUAAAGUGAAUGGAAAUUCUUG
Paralichthys olivaceus (Japanese flounder) is the source of this 2788-nucleotide messenger RNA. It is a transcript of the gene adoa, whose product is annotated as 2-aminoethanethiol (cysteamine) dioxygenase a. Lineage: Eukaryota; Metazoa; Chordata; Actinopteri; Pleuronectiformes; Paralichthyidae. Gene Ontology annotation, cellular component: mitochondrion. Gene Ontology annotation, molecular function: oxidoreductase activity, acting on single donors with incorporation of molecular oxygen, incorporation of two atoms of oxygen. The record is from RefSeq and is a predicted model, not a curated record.